This is a messenger RNA of Callithrix jacchus (white-tufted-ear marmoset), 3940 nucleotides long. Lineage: Eukaryota; Metazoa; Chordata; Mammalia; Primates; Cebidae. The record is from RefSeq and is a predicted model, not a curated record.
CUAGGAGGCGGCUUCUGUUAGAACACUUGAGAUAAUUUCGAGAAGUCGUGGGACAAAGAAUAGUAGGGCUCAGGGUGGGUACCUCAAGAAUUAACAUUUUGAGGCAUGGAACUGAAGACUCAGCUGCCUUGGAGCAGCUUUUAUGCUAAUUGAGGAAACUAAGAGUCUUCACUCUCAGCUUGGAAAAAAUUCUAGCAGACCAUAAAUCCAAACGCGUAAAAGACGGAAACUCAACUGGGAAAAAAGAACCCCCAAAAGCCGUUAGUUGAGUGACGAGCUGAGUAGUCUCCAGCCAAAGCUUCCAGGUGACAAUGAAUUUAAAACUUGCGGCGGCACUGAUACCUAUGGAGUCUCACUUUGUCACCUGGCUGGAGUACAAUGGCACGAUCUUGGCUCACUGCAACCUCUGACUCCCUGGUUCAAGCAAUUCUCCUCCUUCAGCGUCCAGAGUAGCUAGGGUUACAGGCACAUGCCACCAUGGCCAGUUAAUUUUUGUAUUUUUAGUAGAGGCAGGGUUUCACCAUGUUGCCCCAGAUGGUCUCAAUCUCCUGACCUUGGAUCUACCCACCUCCCAAACUGCUGGGAUUACAGGCAUGAACCACUGUGCCUGGCCACAAAUCAAAUAUUCUUUUAGUUUUAUGCCAUCAAAAUAUUGCAACUCUGAGAACCAUUAUGUCUCCCAAAUGAAAAAGGAAAAUGGAUCAAACAAAUGAGGUCUACAUACCAGUGGUUGGUAAAGACCAGGACUGUGACAAUUUUAUACUGUUCCAAUUCAGCUGCAACUGUGCUUUCCAGAAUUUCCUUCCUGUGUUAGUCCAUUCUCACACUGCUAUAAGGAACUACCAGACACUGGAAAUGAGUUUUGCUGCAAGAAGAUGGUUCUACCUACAGCUGGGCUGCAUGAUGCUGAUCAAUCUGGUUAAUGCUGACUUUAAGUUUCAAAAGGGAGUGCUUGCUAGCAUCAGCCCAGGGAUCACCAAAGACAUUGAUCUCCAGUGCUGGAAAGCUUGCUCUUUGACACUGAUAGAUCUUAAGGAACUCAAGAUAGAGCACAAUGUGGAUGCUUUUUGGAAUUUCAUGUUGUUCUUGCAAAAAUCUCAGUGGCCUGGACAUUAUAACGUCUUCUUAAACAUAGCUCAGGAUUUCUGGGACAUGUAUGUAGACUGCUUGCUUUCAAGAUCUCAUGGAAUGGGCAGAAGACAGGUGAUGUCUCCCAAAUAUAAUAUUCCACAGAAAAAAACAGGAGGGAUGUGCAGCUUAAAUAUACCAAAGAAAAGGAAAACGUGAAGUAGGGGAGGAAAUUGGAACAAUGGGACAUGAAGACAGGAAAGUAAUACAAUGGAGUUAUGGUUUAGAGGAAUACUUUCUGAAUGCAUGUCAUAAAAGCCUAUACCUUUGAUGAAGGGUACCUAUAAAUUUGGUCUGUCUCCCACUUCUAAUACUAAAGAGGGACACGUGAACAGUUUCAAGAUUCACAUGCCUAUAAGAAAAUCCAAACCACAUGUUCAAUAGAGGUCCAGCCUUUUCCAGGACAAAGAAUCAAUACAAAUCUGACUCGUAGGUUUUCACAGUGGCUACCGUGGUUUAUAGCACCAGUUUCAAGUAUCCUUACAAUGACAGGUUCUCUCCUAUACAAUCUGAUUCAAGUACAUGCAAACUUAAAUAUAAAAAGUUUUAAAAUCAGCUAAAAUAAUACUGAACAAGUAACUGUCUAUGGUCCAACUUGAUCCAAGAAUAAACUUUGAAUUAAAGGAAGGGCAUUCUUUGCCCUUCCUUUAUGGAGCACUUUCAAAUUCUGAUGACAUUUAUUAGGAGUUUUAUAUACACUCAUAAGAUUACAUUUUACAUGUAAUUUCAGGGGGCUGCAUAAACUCCAGGUAAAGAAUCUUCAAUAUUUAAGAAGGACCUCAUAGCGUUCAGUAAUAUUGUUUCAUAUAACCAAUUUUGCAUAAGUGAGUAGCAGAUAAUAUGAGAUUUUGGGCUAAUAAAUUCCUAGAUUGAAAAUAUCUUAUCUUACCAAUUAAGGAUGGAUCCCUAAGCUCAAAAAAUCAACUGGUUGGAGGGUAGGGCUAAUGUUCUCAUAAAAAUGACCAGAAAGAUAUCCACCUAGAAUUCAUUUCCUGCAGAGGAGCUGAAGUGGUACCUAGAGGCAGUGUUAGGUUUUCCUUAAAAAACAGUUCUCUUUUACAAUCUGUGGGCAAAUGAUUGAAGCUCAAAAGUUCAAUGCUGUAAAGCAAGACCACAUAAUUUUAGUCUAAAAAAUUGUUCAACCAGUUGUCCUCAAUCACUCAUAGUUGUCAUGACAGUUUUAUUGCAGCAAUGAUAAACAUUUUAGAUUAAAUCAAUAAAAUUAGUCUUCCAGUUAAUGGCAAAAUGGUUUCUAAUUCUUUUAAUUGAAUUUACAUACUACACUGGAUUAAAAAUAAGAUCAUUUGCUAAACUGGGCAAUCUCGUCUUAGAACAGUUCAUCUUAAGUUUUUAUGGUGAUUACAUACCUAUUUAUGUUAAAAUUCCUCCCCGUUUUGGGCACAAAUAGUGUCAUCUGAGUAUAAAAAAUCUUAUUCUUUCUGUUCAUUAUUGAUUCAUUCAACAAAUAGUCAUUAAGCUUAAGGGUAUAUUAGUGAACAAUCCAGAUGUAAUCCUUGACUCACAGAGUUGACACUGCAGUGGGACAAUGUGGGGGAUAGACUAAAAUAUCUAAUUCAAAAGCAAUUUUAUGAUAUUAAAAUAGAAGAUAAAGAGAGUGGUCAAAAUGAAGCUGAAUGGGGACAAUAUGUAUUUCUCUUUUGUCUUUGACUAGGUAAGUCAAGAGAUCAUUUUACAAAACAAACCACCAAUUCUUGUAGUGGUACCGUGGUGAAGACUCAGUCACUUUCACAGCUUUGGGUUUAUGCUGUCCUCAUUUGGCUUAGCUCAUAAUCAGUUAUUUUUCAGAGAGCUUAAGGCUGAGGAGAAAAAAGGUGUCAAAGAAACUAAUAUUGACCCCACAAAUAUUUCUUCAUAAGAUGAUACAAGGGGUAAUAAUUAUCUAUGUCUAAAGUUCCUCUGCUGUUUCUGUCAAAUCUUUUUUUUUCUUUUUUUGAGAUGGAGUUUCACUCUUGUUGCUCUGGCUGUAGUGCAAUGGCGUGAUCUAGGCUCACUGCUACCUCUGCCUCCCAGGUCAAGUGAUUCUCCUGCCUCGGUCUCCCGAGUAGCUGGGAUCACAGGUGUCCACCAUCAUGCUCAGCUAAUUUUUUGUAUUUUUAGUAGAGACAGGGUUUCACCAUAUUGGCCAGGCUGGUCUCGAACUCCUGACCUCAGGUGAUCUACAUGCCUCCACCUCCCAAAGUGCUGGGAUUACAGUCAUGAGCCACUGCAGCUGGCAAGAAUUUGUUUUUAACUUUAAAGUUUUAAUUUUAUUUAUUUUUUUAACUUUUAGGUUCAGGGGUACAUGUGUAGGUUUGUUCUAUAGCCAAACACAUGUCACAGGGGUUUGUUGUACAGAUUAUUUUGUCACCCAGGUACUAAGCCUAGUAGUCAAUAGUUUUUCUGAUUCUCUCCCUCUUCCCACUCUCCACCCUCAAGUAGGCCCCAGUGUCCGCUGUUCUCCUUUUUGUAUCCAUGCAUUCUCAUCAUUUAGCUCCCACUUCAAUGAGAACGUGGUAUUUGGUUUUCUUUUCCUGUGUUAGUUUGCUAAGAAUAAUAGCCUCUAGUUCCAUCCGUAUUCCUGCAAAAGACAUGAUCUCAUUCUUUUCAUGACUGAAUAGUAUUCCAUGGUGUAUAUGGACCACAUUUGCGUUAUCCAAUCUGUCAAGAUGGGCAUUUAGGUUGAUUCCAUGUCUUUGCUAUUGUGAAUAGUGCUUCAGUGAACAUUCAUGUGUGUGUCUUUUAUUUUAUUUUAUUUUAAAGAGACAGGGUCUUGCUAUGUUGCCCAGUCUGGAGUGCAGUGGCUAUUCACAGG